Molecule: messenger RNA, 1741 nt
Organism: Capsicum annuum
Lineage: Eukaryota; Viridiplantae; Streptophyta; Magnoliopsida; Solanales; Solanaceae
Product: anthocyanidin 3-O-glucoside 2'''-O-xylosyltransferase
Exons: 2
Coding region: 212-1588 (458 amino acids)
Molecular function (GO): UDP-glycosyltransferase activity
Source: RefSeq, a predicted model, not a curated record
UGGUUUGAUCUUUGGAUUCAGAAUCAAUUUGAACCACGUGUAUUGUGUGGUUGUUGGUUUGAUUAUUUGUAGUUUGAAUGUGCGAUCGAAAUGUCAUGAUUGCGGGACAUAUCCAAUAAAUACAAUUAUAUUGGUAAGACGAUUUUUCAUUAUAAAAAUAACAAAAACGCAUGAAUAAUAUAACAUCUUCAGUGUGCAACUUUCACGUACGAUGGGGAAGUCCAUGGAAGACACAAAGCUCCAAAUAGUAAUGUUCCCAUGGUUUGCAUUUGGCCAUUUCAUCCCAUAUAUGAAUCUAUCAAAUGAACUUGCAAAAAGAGGUCACAAAAUCACAUUCUUUGUGCCUAAAAAUACAGAACUUAAACUUCAAAAACUCAAUCUUUAUCCUCAUCUCAUCACAUUCCACAAAUUCACAAUCCCUCAUGUUGAUGGCCUUCCAUAUGGAGCAGAAACUACAGCUGAUGUGCCUAGACCUUUGGAGACUCUACUAGCAACAGCUAUCGAUGAAUUAUACGAUGAAGUCAAAUCUUUUCUUCAAAAUCUAAAACCCCAUUUCGUUUUCUAUGAUCUUGCUUAUUGGAUUCCUGAGUUAGCACGUGAAGUUGGAGGUAUCAAGACUGUGUUUUACCUACAUGUUUGCCCUGCUACGUUACAUUUAUCAAAUGAUAAGACUACUUUGACGACAUCAACUGCAGCUGAGCUAGUAAAGCCACCACCAGGUUACCCUUCUACUGCUGUGGUGUUGCGCGAACGUGAAACUAAGUUUUUAUCGUUUGUACUUCAUGAAUAUGGCAAGGUGACAUUUGACGUGCGACUGAAGAAAGCACAGUCAGGUUGCGACGCAAUAGCUAUGAAAACAUGUAGAGAGGUUGAAGGAACCUUUGGUGACUUUGCAGCUAAACAACUUGAAAAGCCAGUCCUUUACACAGGACCUGUUCUUCCCGAGCUGAAAGAUGAGCCUUUAGAAGAACAUGGAUUAUCGAAUUGGCUUGAGAAAUUCGAGCCAGGAUCAGUAGUGUUCUGUGCAUUUGGAAGCCAAACGAUUCUUGGAAAGAAGCAGUUUCAGGAACUUGUUCUAGGCCUUGAAAUGACCAAGUUACCGUUCCUUUUAGCGGUUAAGCCACCUGAAGGGACAAAUUCAGCAGAAGAAGUCUUGCCAGAGGGAUUCAAAGAAAGGGUUAAAGAAAAAGGAUUGAUUCUGGAUUGUUGGGUGCCACAAACGAAGAUUUUACGCCACAAAUCAGUUGGUUGUUUUGUGAGUCACUGCGGGUAUGGAUCAAUGUGGGAGUCUUUGGCACUUUGUGAUUGUCAAUUGGUAUUUUUGCCAAGGCCUCUGGAUCACCUUUUAAAUGCUAGACUGAUGGAACAUGAACUUAAGGUUGGUGUAGAAGUGGAGAAGGAUGAAAAUGAUUUGUUUACAAAGGAGAAUUUGUGCAAGGCUGUGAAAUGUGUGAUGGAUAAAGACAGCCAAAUUGCUUGUUUAAUGAAAGAGAAUCAUAGGAAAUGGAGGGAACUUCUUUCAAGUCCUGGAUUCAUGAGUAACUAUAUUGACAAUUUCAGUCUGAACUUGCAUGGACUUCUAGAUUAAUUUGUUGGGUGGCGGAUCUACCAUUCAAGUUACGGGGUUAGCAGAAUCUAGUUUCUUCAGUUCAAAUGAUAGUAUUUGUGUUAAGAAACUUGUUUAAUGUAAGAAAUGUUGUCAUGUUUUGCAAUUCAGAAUAAAACCCAUAUCUUUUUGCGA